Molecule: messenger RNA, 2373 nt
Organism: Purpureocillium lilacinum
Lineage: Eukaryota; Fungi; Ascomycota; Sordariomycetes; Hypocreales; Ophiocordycipitaceae
Source: RefSeq, a predicted model, not a curated record
AUGGCCGAUAUUCAGCUUGGUGAAGCGGAGCCAAUACCGCAAGGCUGGUCGGACGCGGCUAUCGUUUCCCUCCCUGACGAGGAUCUGAUCGAUUACGACAGCGACGAUGCUUCCCCAACUGUCGCCGAGGCCAAAAAGUCGUCGAAUGAAGAUACUCUGGCAGUCAACGCCCCGCACGAGGUUGUCGGACACUCGAACUCGCCCGUUGCAAGUGGAAUAGGCACAGAGCCUGCGCUUGCCGCCAACGGAACUCACAUAUCGCGCGAUAAUGAGGACGACGCAAUGAUGGACCAGGCGGCCAUAGGCGAAGAAGACAGCCACGGCGAGAGCGAUUCUGUUGCAGUUCGUGACGCCAAAGGUGGUGAAGAGGAGCAAGCAGAUGUUCACGAGAUCGACUACGACCAUGAUGACGUCGAUUAUCAGGCUUCCGACCACGACAGCGAUCACAGUGCAUCGGCCGCAACGGCGCCCCAGCCCCCCUCUCGUGCCGAGGGUAUCCAAGACACGAGUGCACUUGGCAUGCCUGAGCCCGAGGACCAGGCGGAACAUUUCGAGAUCGACUGGGAAGAGCCAGAUGCAGAUGGUGACGAAGAGGCCAGUGAUGGCGCCGUGACACACUCUACGAGCGAGCAGCAAGCGACCGAACCUGCCGAGCCCGCCGAUGCCGUGGAGAACGGUCCCUCAAGUGCUGCCGAAGGAAGCGUCGAUGGCCACGACUAUAACGAAACAAGUUCACACGAGCUGCUGGGCCAGGGGGCGCCUAAAUCCGGGGAAUUCCCUGAGAUUCAUGUUUGGUACAGGGGAGAGGAGUACCCUUUCUUUUCGCAGUCAUCGGAUGGCUUUUUUGGGCAUGUUUCCAUCCUUGACGAAUCUAUGGCCACCAUUCUCAGCGAACUGCGCUCAAUGCUGGACGAUGAGAUUGGCGAACAGGACGAGCUCGUUCUACAAGUCGAUAAGCUUGGCCUUGAAUUUGCCGAGUCAUCGCCCAGUGCAGUCUUGUCUACCGUGACCUUACACAAGGUCCUAGAUCUCAUGGAUUCGCUUGUCAAGAAUGAAGAUCCCGAGAGCUACACUCAGCUGUACACGUACCUCUUCACGAGACCUGACACCUUGAAGCGUUUCAAGUUCCUUCAAGACAGUGCCACUGUCGACAAGAAGGGGCUCGGAGAUGUCCUUUACAUCUUUCGUGCCCCUGCUGAUGGAAGUCUUCCAGGUGUCGAUGAUGCAGAGGAGCUAGAUAAGCAGGAAAGUUUGACUCAGGAGGGACUCGCUGGUAAUGACGCCUUCGUGGGGGGAGUUGGAGAAUUUGGCGAAGACUUUUUCGGUGCGGAUGAAGUCACCAAUCCGCAGGAGUUCGCUCCAGCAGCCGCCAUGGGACAUGGCACUGAAAAAGAUAUCGAGGCUGAAGAAGCCACCGGUGAUCUGGCAACAACAGAUAUGAUGGACGCUCCUCUGCCUGGUCACAAUACCACCAUCGAUCUCGAAAGGGACCAGGGUCCCUUGACAGGUGUUUCUGGUGCCCACGCCACUGAAUCCAAGGUCGAGGACCUCUUCGAAGCGCCGGAACUCGAAACGAGGGAAGCAAACGCCGUUGGCGCCCAGGCUCCGCAUGUGGACGAGGACCUCAUUGAAUACACGGACGAUAAGAUUGAAACCGCAGGAGAGGACUCAAUCACCGGCGACAGGGUCCUGCCGAAUUGGCCCGAGGAUUUCUCGACUACAAAGAGCGCAGGCUUGCAACAGGUCGGGUCGGCCGCCGUUGGUGGUGGCUUGGUCGAUGACAAUGCCGGAAACGACGACGCUAUCAUCCAAGUGAAUGCGUUGCGUUCUGAUGAUGAUCUCGGCGAUUACAACGACCAGAAUCCUAGCGAGAACAGCAUCACAGGCAUGAAGCCAGGCACUGCACAGGUCGCCGCUAACACGUUGGCUGCGCCCGGUAGUCGUGACACGACCGACGAUGUGCACGCUGAACAAGUACCCAACGCUAGCGGCCUCAAAACCGCAGCUCGCCACAUCCGCAGCACAUCCGAUAUUAGCAUCUCCUUUUCUGAGGCGGGUCCUGACCAAGUGCCUCCGGCACUUACGGAAGGUGCAAGCCCUUCCUUGCAGAUAUUUAACCUCGACGAUGCUGCGGCAUCUGGAACGGAGCUUCUGGAAACGGAGAGCGAAGCGGCAGCUCUUUUGGAAAGCGAAGUGCUGGACGCAGAUUUGCCCAACGACCAGGAUGACCUCUCCGAGAUUGACUGGGCCGCCGAAGAGGACGAUGGCGUUGGUGGCGGCCUUGACGAGGCACAAGCUACGGCUGUCAAACGUAGCCUCCCAGACGAUGACGCAUACGACGGCAACGACGUCAAACGUCAUCGACCGACAUGA